AUGCUCGACUGUCUUAUGUGCUCCAAGACCCUCCACGUCCUCAUCUUGCUCCUCCUCUGCCCUACCUUGCAGUCAGGGUCAGAGCGAGCGACGAGCUCUGCUACGGACAUGCUGCUGAGGUUCACGAGGUUGAGGGGUUGUGUGCUCACCUGUCGAGGAGGAAGUGACUGGGAUACCUCCGAGGAUUCUAGAGAAUCCAUUCAUGGCGAUCGGGGGUGGAAGGUUUCGCGGCUAAUGGAGAUGGGAGCAAACAGGGAGCAGGCAGAGCUCCUCUCUUGGUCCCCUGCCACUGACGCAGCUCCUGCUAGCGGGCUGUCGACCAAGAUCCACAAGGGGACGUGGAGGACGCUGUCAGGCAUGCCUGACUCUCCUCCAGCGGCCUCUGAGCCAGCCCGCAGGUGGAUCAUCAACAACCUCGAGGAGGAGGAGGAGGAGGGGGAUGGAGGAGGAGCGCGACCUACCAGCAUCAUGCAGAACUACAACAUCGAGCGGGGGCGGCGGACACGUGCGACCUGUGAAGCAUGUAGCAGAUUCGAGUCUCUGGUGAAAAGUUUCCGUGGGAAACCUUUCCGCAACGUGGGGAGGAAGAAGAGGGUCGAGAAGAAUUUCCAGCUGCCGAUCAUGACGCACAUUGCGAGCAUGAAUGCUACUUGCGUGUUUAUCAAGAAGAUUCGCAACUUGCGAUCAAACUGUCAAUUCACUCUGAGUCCUGUUGGAGAUCUGUGCCGGAUCAGCGACGGCUCCCUCAUCGUCGGGUUCGUCGAAGGAAACGCCGCGCGCGUCAUCUGCCAACUCAUCGCAUGUCAUGAGCACACCAGGUACUAUCAAGCCAAGAUGCUCACUCACGAGCGCAUCCAAGACGACCAGCACCCUCAGGCACCAGCACAAGAGGAGGACGGGGAGGACGAGGAGACGACAGAUGCCUGGACUUGCGAGGUCCGGAUCGCCGGGCACUCUAGCGUAAGGAGCAGGUCACUGAAGAUCCUCCGGCAGUCAACCGUCUCCUUCUCCACCCUCCCCCCCCUCCAAGUGCCCUCGGGCCCCUCCGGCACGUCAGUCGUCAUCAACCGAACGUCGGCGGCGCUGCUGAACUCCCAGGAGGCACUUGAGAGUGUCAUCGACGACCUUGAGAACGUCACCAGCUCCGUUGACGUGUCGCUGGUCGAUAUGGCGGCUCUGCACGCGCUCGGGGUUCGCUCCUCCCUGUAUGACCACCAGCUGCGAGGGGUCAACUGGAUGCUGAGCAGGGAGUGUCGGCAGGGAGAGGGAGGUGAUGAAGGUAACAACUCGAGCAUGGAGGGAAGUGCGGCACGGGAGGAGGGCGACAGAGAGGGAGAAUGUCCUGAGGGGAUGCUUAAUGGAAAUGACGGUGGGGAUGGGGGAGAGUGCGGGAGAAGGUCGGAUGAGGAGGAGGGGAAGGCGAACAAGGAGACUUGGAGGAAACUCUUGAGAGAUGAUGUCGAAGACGGCAAGAGCAAACACAAUCGCAAGGAAGUCAUCUCCUCCAACAACCACUCCAAGAUUGACGAACUGGUUCAUUCCGCCCUCUGGAAGAAAAUCACCGAGGACGACGGGACGUGUUACUACGACAGUGUCAUAGCAAAUAUCCGCCGGCCUUCAAGGCCCCACCCUGUCUACGGGGGGAUCCUGGCGGACGACAUGGGGUUGGGUGAGUACCUGGUGAAGUCAAGAUGCCUUGUAGCAACAUGA
Molecule: messenger RNA, 1710 nt
Organism: Guillardia theta CCMP2712
Lineage: Eukaryota; Cryptophyceae; Pyrenomonadales; Geminigeraceae
Exons: 5
Coding region: 1-1710 (569 amino acids)
Molecular function (GO): ATP-dependent chromatin remodeler activity; ATP binding
Source: RefSeq, a predicted model, not a curated record